AUGAAGGCCGCUGAGGAAACCGAGAAGAUGUUGAAGAAGGCAUUCGAAGAGGCACCUACUGUAAUCACCAGAGCUACUGCGGCGUAUGAUGGCGCCGAGAAUGCCUCCAAGAGUGCCGCGCUAGUGACGCAGCUCCUGGAGAAGGCAUUGACCUUUGUUGAACAGGAAGGAAAGGCGGAACCGGUGAUAGUUACAGAAGCCCCGCCUGUCGCACACCCUUACACAGACAUAAGGCACCGAGAGUCGCACAACAAUUAUCCUGAAGAGACUCAGCUCAGCGAUAAUUCCACUGCCGUCCACCACUCUGAACAGCAGGAGCCCCCCAGCCCACCUGCAGAUGUGGUGUGGCCUUCAGCUCCUGCAGGGCACCCGCAAUCCCCGGAGCCAAUCGGUAAUGGCUCAGACCCUACGGAAAUAAAGCCUAGGGAAACCUCUCUGACGGCAGUGGGUGGGGCCACCGGGGCUGCCCCAGAGACGACGGGCGCCACCCCCGCCACCCCACAGGAACACAAUGCCGCAGACAAGAGUAAAGACACUGACGCUGCUGGUGCGAAUUCGCCCGACAGCACUGCAGACGUCACCCUGUGUGAUGUUUGGAGUGCGGACGGCAGCGUCGGUCCUUCGCGGGUGCGCACACCGUUGCUGCUGGUGGUGGGUGUGUUGGGUCUCCUGGCUGCGUGCUGA
Molecule: messenger RNA, 684 nt
Organism: Trypanosoma grayi
Lineage: Eukaryota; Euglenozoa; Kinetoplastea; Trypanosomatida; Trypanosomatidae
Exons: 1
Coding region: 1-684 (227 amino acids)
Source: RefSeq, a predicted model, not a curated record